AUGGAGGAGGCGCUGGCGGAUCUAGAGAGAAUCCAAACUCGAAUCCUCCAACGCAUUUCGGACCUUGAACUCUUGUGUUUACCUCAACACUUCUCCCAAUCUGUAUCCAUCUCUGCCGCGGCCGCCGAUAACUCCACCACCGAAGGCCGCCUUUCUGCGAUUCUCCGCUCCAACGGUGUCAAGGACUUCUCGUUUAAGCGUGUCCCUUCCGAUUACUACGCCUGGACUCUCGAGGCCCGCCGUGACGUCCUCGAUGCCGCCUCCAUUCAUCAUCUCUGUAAGAGCAUUGUCCUGGUAAAUACUCAAGCCCCAGCGAAUGUAACUGAUUGUAGGGAUCGUAACAAUUCCAAGUACUACGUGGUUGUCGUACAGUAUACUGCUCGAUUUAAUGCUGAGGCUGUCAAGAACUUUUUUUAUGCUCUCAAUGAUGGAAAGAUAUCAAAGAAGAAAUUCAACAUGAGGCUUGCUCCAGAGGAAACAUCAGUAAAAUUAACUGGUUAUGAGCACAAUGGAGUAACAUGUAUUGGCAUGAAAACAGAUAUUCCGGUUAUUUUGGACGAAGCAAUAGUGAAGCUGAUCCCAGAUUUCUUCUGGUUGGGAGGUGGAGAGAUUGAUCUUAAACUGGGGAUCAAGACUUCAGAAUUUAUCGAUUUUGUAAACCCAUUCAUUAUUAACUGUAGCGGUUGUUGA
This is a messenger RNA of Fraxinus pennsylvanica, 690 nucleotides long. NCBI's taxonomy places the organism in Eukaryota, Viridiplantae, Streptophyta, Magnoliopsida, Lamiales, Oleaceae. The record is from the annotation of a GenBank genome assembly.